GCGUCGCACCAAGAAGCCAAUUGAAGGGUUCAUAGUAUGUGGUUCCUAAAUGUAGCAAUCGGGCGUGGAUUAGGAUAUAUUUACCGAAAUAUUUUCUUGAAGUUUACUGAAUCGUACAGCUUGAGCUAGCGGUUGCCCUAAUGUCAGUUGAUUCAUGUAAUAUAAAAAAAUUGGUAUUCGUGAAAUUCUAAGUAACCGAUACAGACUUAAUCUACAUGGUUGUUCCUACGAGCGUGGAAAGCAGAGGAUAAACAUGGCUUCACAGGCACAAGACGAUAGCGAUGAUGGAAUGGACGCGUUCAUGGACAAAUUUACUAAACAGAAAUAUAAAGAUGGCUUUAAUGAGAACAACUGGGAGGAGGAGUUUGACAAGGUGCCCAUGUUCAUGAAGACCACCCCUGAAGAGAUUGACCCCCAGAAAUAUCCAGACCUAGCCUGUUUGCAGUCCAUUAUUCAUGAUGAUGACAGACCACCAGAGGAACAAGCAAGGUCCUUAAAAGAUGAAGGGAAUGAAUACUUCAAGGAGAAGAACUAUAAGAAGGCUGUUGUGGCAUACUCGGAGGGUCUGAAAAAGAAAUGCAGUGACACUGACCUGAAUGCCGUCCUACACACAAACAGAGCAGCUGCACAAUUCCACCUGGGUAACAUGCGUUCUGCUUUGAAUGAUGCAGUUGCUGCCAAGAAGCUUAAACCAGACCAUCUUAAAGCACUGUUGAGAGGUGCCCAGUGUUGCAUUGAGUUGCGCAGCUAUGGUGAGGCUCUCCAGUGGUGUGAGGAGGGACUCCGGAUUCAGCCCAAGGACAAGAAACUGCAAGAGCUGCGCACUGCAGCUGACAAACUGAAAAGGACAGCGGAGAGAGAUGCUAGGAAAGCAACGGCGAAGGAGAAGAAGGAACACACUGAGAGAGAGGCCCUGCUGGGUACUAUCCAGGAGCGUGGCAUUAAAUUGCUUAAGCUAGAGCGACCUUCCAAGCGUAGUUCCGACAAUGAAGAGGAGGACGGGGACUUUGGCCCAUAUGCAGCUAUGGCGGGGCUCGAUCUUAAUGGCUUGAGUUCUCAAGAGGCCACAGGAGCUACAGUGUACCUGGAUGAGCAAGGCACACUGCACUGGCCUGUCCUCUUCCUGUAUCCAGAGCACCAUCAGACAGAUUUUGUAUCUGCCUUCAGCGAGUCUACCUGCUGUAUAGAUCACCUGGCAGUCAUGUUUGGGGAAGAGCUUCCUCCCUGGGAUACUGACAGAAAGUAUCACCCCCAGAACUUAGAGCUGUACUUUGAGGAUUACAAGACAAAACGGCUAUAUCAGGUCGAUCUGGAAACCCCCCUUCUACGUAUCCUGCAGCAUGACAGGUGUUUUGUGAAGCAAGGGACACCCAGCUUCAUUGUACUGGUAAAGGGGUCUGCUUUCUGUAAGGACUUCCUGUCAGGGAAGAAGGUUCACAGACUGAAAUGAAAUAUUCAGCAUGAGAAGUGUACUAACUGAAAACAGUUCAUCACCAACCAAACCCAAUGAAAACAGCUCUCAACAACCCUGGAUUGACUGUUUGGCGUGGCUAUGGUUCCCUGUGGAGAACUUAAUAUGACUUAAAACUUAAAUGAACCCAAUUCAUUUUUUUCCUUCAUAAGAGAACAUUGCGUAUCUAGUUAAGUGUAGAUGUUCUGAAUAAGGAUAUCUGCUAAAACAAACAUUGAAGCUUGCAUGAUCCUUUAAGUAAUAUCAGUCUCCCAAAAGGACGUUUUGAAAGAUGUACCAUACGCACGAGGAAUAGUGUGUGUUACAGCUUUAGAAUAGAACUGGAAUGAAGGAAAUGUGCAUUUGAAGAGGUCAGAAGGAAGUGUUUGAGAGCACGGUGAAAGAAAUAAUUCUUAUUUGGGAAGUAUUUCAAGAUCAUGAGAAAUUUUUUAAAGGUAAUAAAAAGAAAAUCCAAUCAGAAAA
Conger conger (European conger) is the source of this 1933-nucleotide messenger RNA. RefSeq names its product tetratricopeptide repeat domain 4 (gene ttc4). The record is from RefSeq and is a predicted model, not a curated record. The transcript is spliced from 10 exons. Gene Ontology annotation, molecular function: Hsp90 protein binding. The coding region runs from base 254 to 1450 and encodes 398 amino acids. Lineage: Eukaryota; Metazoa; Chordata; Actinopteri; Anguilliformes; Congridae.